AUGGAGCGCUCCACUGGCAAGACCAUGGACUGCUUCGUAGAGUUUGUGACCAACAGCGAGGCCAGGGAAGCUGUGUCGCGUAUUGACCGUCUGCACGAGGUCUCCCAGGGCCCGCGCAUGGGAAACCGACAUGUCGAUGUCUCGCUCAGCUCCCAGGAUGCUCUCCUGAAGGCUUUGUUUCCGAAGGCCAAGUGCAUCCGGUGGGAGGCGGGUCGUCCGGUGCAACUGCCCAAGCGAGCAGAUGAAGAGUGGUCCACUGGCUUCGUCGGCUUCAUGACUGACGAGGAGCUGUUCUGCGUGGCUCGACAUGCCAAAGAGCCCCACCGAAGUGCGUUCGCGGGAAAGGUCCCCCAACGAACCUACGAAUCCAUCAUCAGUACCAUCUGGAAGUUCCCGUGGUACGCCGUCAACAUGUACACCGUGCAUGCUCGUAACAAGCUUUACGAGACGCUGCGAACCAUGAUCGAGGCGUUGCUUGAGCGCUUGUGUGCUGGACGGACCGUCGGCUUGGACCGUCGCCUGUUGUCUGAGCUGCUUCGUGCCGGUCUCGAGUGCCCGGCGUUUAACCCGCGGAUGAAGUGGACCCUUGCAACCUGCAGUGAUGAGCAGCAAAUCCUGAGUCGUAUGCAUGAAGCCUGGCUCCCAUACUUCCCCUUCGACACACUCACCUGGCUACCUCCUAACAACCCCACCGCGUUAGAGUUCUACGCGAUGCUGAUUGCAAAGGGCCGGAUCGGUGAUGUUGCAGAGGGUCUCAAAAACUGUCACACCCGCCCCGAGUACCUCGAGCCCUACGGCAAGAAGUGGUUCGAGUGGCGAGGCCCUGUUACCUCGGAGAAGAAGUUCUCUGAAGCCAUUCAGCACGAGAAGCAGGUCCUGGUCAACCUACUUACGACCGGAUAUAAUGUGAUGAAGAACGAGCGGCCCCGGUACUCGUCGCACGGCAUUAUGCCGCGCCCGGCCUCGGCAACCACGACCCACGCCUCCGUCGAUAACCAGCCCGGAGGCGUGCCUCUUGUUGGCAGCUCGCAGAUGCCAUCGCGACAGACUUCCUCCGUGCUGUCCUCUGGACAGCCGACUUCCCGCGCGAAUCCUCGGCACCAGCAAACGGGUUCCACGCGGCCGCACGAGGAGACCCGCUGGCCCAGCCAGGGGCCCAACCCCUACGACCCUGAUCCCCCUUCCCGGCGCCCCCUUGGCCCUCCCGCUCCCCCUGCCCACCGCGGCUCCCGCGGAUCGCGUGGUUCCGCCUCCGGCCACUGGCGUGGCCUUUCUGGAGGAAGCGCGUUCCCCCAGUAG
Molecule: messenger RNA, 1299 nt
Organism: Penicillium canariense
Lineage: Eukaryota; Fungi; Ascomycota; Eurotiomycetes; Eurotiales; Aspergillaceae
Exons: 4
Coding region: 1-1299 (432 amino acids)
Source: RefSeq, a predicted model, not a curated record